This is a messenger RNA of Amborella trichopoda, 3786 nucleotides long. Lineage: Eukaryota; Viridiplantae; Streptophyta; Magnoliopsida; Amborellales; Amborellaceae. The record is from RefSeq and is a predicted model, not a curated record.
GAAAAAAAAAAAUCAUUUAGUAUUAUUCAUGCAUUUUUUAAUUGAAAAAGUUGGGUUUUUUUUGAAAGUCAGAAAUGGGUGCGUUCUGUAAAGGCCUUUAAUCUACAGUUUUUUUGUGGUUAUUUUUUUCUCUCUUUUCAUGAUUUAUACAAGUUUUUUACGCAUUUAUUUUCUAUAAUAAAAGUUGGGUUUUUCUCUUUAUUUUUUUCUCGGUUCACUGUUUUUCAUGAAAGAGUUGUGCAUGCAUGCAAAUGUCCAUGAAAAAUUACCAAAUUUCGUCGAAAAAAAUGAGAAAAGAUUUUUCAUGUUCAGUCAAUUAGGUGGUCGGAGAAAGUUGCAGAUCUUGCCGUGAACCAGGGUCUAUUAAUGGAUCAGGCACCAAGAAUGGAGAUUUUUUAUGAAGGGUUAGAGAGAGGGAAUUGGGUUUCAGAGCGUUAAUGGGUUCUUUUACAGAGGAGAGAAAGGCAACGAAAAGUGUGGAAAGAGGAAGGAAAGAUGUGGGUUUUUGCAGAGAAGUGUAGAAAACGCAUGGGGAAGGGAGAAGAGGCUGGAGGUUUGGGAGAAGGGGUUUUUUUUGAUAUCUGAGAGAGAGAGAGAGAGAGAGAGAGAGAGAGAGAGAGAGAGAGAGAGAGAGAGAGAGAGAGAGAGAGAGAUGGGUUCCAAAGUUUGUAUGAAUCUGACCUGCGGGACGACUACAACAAGCAAAUGGAGGGAAGGGUGGACACUGCGUUCAGGUGGUGUUGCAGACCUCUGUGAUACAUGUGGUUCUGCAUAUGAGCAAAGGAUCUUUUGCGACAUUUUUCACUCGAAAGAAACUGGUUGGAGGGAGUGCCGUUAUUGUAAUAAGCAUGUCCAUUGUGGAUGCAUUGUUUCAAAAUCUUCAAUUGAGAUGCUUGAUUCUGGAGGAGUAUCAUGCAUUAAGUGCUCCAAGAGUCCAACCCUACCUUCUAUUGACAGUCAAGUGCAACAGAUGCCCAUGUUGCAAUCUACUCAAGGGGUACUAAGUUUACCUGCGAGAACCUCAAAAGUUGCACAAACGAAUGACUCCAUGAAGGAGGAGGGCUUGCUUCCACUUCCAGCACAGUCAGAUAACACAAAUGGAUCUCUUGGAAAGAUCAAAGGAGAGCAAGGCACCUCUGGUGGAGAUUCAAGAAGUAUGAGUUUGAAAGUUACCAGUGAAGUGCCGGUUUCCUCUCCUCAACUGACUAAACGAGAUUCUCACACUGAUGUCUUGAGUGAUAGAGAGAGGGAAACAGGUGAUUCACUCAAUGCAUGCUUAAGUAUCUCUUUGGGAGCUUGUAAUACGGGUGAUAUAGUGGAAGCAAACAGUAUGCCAGGCACCCCAAAUCUUGCUUUUCCUGUUCCUAAUGUGACAGUGGAUGGAAAAGAACUGAAUAGAGCAACCCCAUCUUAUCAGCAAGGCCAAAGGUCUCGCCACCUUUUGCCUAAGCCACCUCAUACGAGCUUCAACAAUGGCUCAGAUUCAUCAAAGGACACGGUUCCACAUAUACGUAUAGCACGGCCACCUGGUGAUGGAAGAGGAAGAAACCAGUUGCUUCCAAGAUAUUGGCCAAGGAUUACAGAUCAAGAACUUCAACAAAUAUCAGGAGAUUCAAACUCUACAAUUGUUCCUUUAUUUGAGAAGGUUUUGAGUGCAAGUGAUGCAGGGCGGAUUGGUCGUUUGGUUCUUCCUAAAGCAUGUGCUGAAGCAUACUUUCCUCCAAUCUCUCAACCAGAAGGGCUUCCACUGAAGAUUCAAGAUGCAAAAGGGAAGGAGUGGGUCUUCCAAUUUAGAUUCUGGCCUAAUAACAAUAGCAGAAUGUAUGUUUUGGAGGGAGUAACACCAUGCAUACAGUCUAUGCAGUUGCAAGCUGGUGAUACAGUAACUUUUAGUCGGAUAGAUCCUGAAAGAAAGCUUGUUAUGGGGUUUCGGAAGGCAACAAGUACCACAUCUAUGCAGGAGACUCACAUUUCUCCAAGCACAAAUUGUGUGGUUUCCCAAGAAACUUACGUAUCUGGAGUUAUCGAGAAUCUAUCAUCUAUUGGGGGGUACUCUGAUCUUCUCCAUUCGAUAAAGGGAAAUGUAGAUCCACUCAAUACUUUGACAGAGCAACUGAAUUCAUCUGAUACUGACUGGUAUAAAACUGAGAAGCAUGGAAGCAGGUCAACCGUUCAAGUUCUAGAGAAGAAGAGAACUCGUAACAUUGGCUCCAAAAGCAAGAGGUUGCUCAUAGACCAUGAGGAGGCUUUGGAAUUGAAGGUUACCUGGGAAGAGGCUCAAGAUUUGCUUCGUCCACCCCCAAGUGUCAGACCGAAUUUUGUCAUGAUUGAGGACUAUGAAUUUGAAGAAUAUGAAGAACCUCCUGUUUUUGGAAAGAGAACAGUUUUCACAGCCAGGCAAUCUGGAGGAUACGAUCAGUGGGCCCAAUGCGAUAAUUGCUAUAGAUGGCGGAAGUUGCCCUUUGAUGCUCUUAUCCCUCCUAGGUGGACAUGCACUGAUAACGCAUGGGACCCAAGGAGAUGUUUGUGUUCUGCACCCGAAGAAGUGAACAUAGAAGAGCUUGAGGGUCUUCUCAGACAGCGUAUAGACUCAAAAAGGCGCAAAGUAACGGAGGCCAGGAAACCGCAACGUGAGAUAUCAGGCCUUGAUGCAUUGGCCACCGUGGCCGCACUAGGCCAAGAUGAGGGCUCAGCAGCCGGGCCCUCCGUGGCACCCACCACCAAGCACCCACGGCACCGCCCAGGAUGUACAUGCAUAGUGUGCAUCCAACCUCCAAGUGGAAAAGGUCCAAAACACAAACCUACAUGCACAUGCAACGUUUGCAUGACAGUGAAACGGAGGUUCAAAACUUUAAUGAUGCGUAGAAAGAAGAGGCAGUCAGAGCGAGAGGCAGAGACAGCCAGGAAAAAGCAGAGUGGUUUGGAUGGGGACUGUGGUGGUCCAGAGGGGAACCGUGGUGGUCCAGAGGUGGAGAGUGGUGGUCUAGAGGGGGAGCACGGUGGUCCAGAGGAGUUGGAAGGGGUGGGGAGUGUGGGUGGAAUUUUGGGUAAGGAGGUGGGUAAGGGGAGUAUUGAUUUGAAUUGUCAGCCUGAGAGGGAAGAGGAGGGACUUGGGGUUGCUGGAUCGUCGAGGGUGAGCAUGUUGAGGCUUCUCAGAGAGGCAAACCUUCCAUUAGAGACAUAUUUGAAGCAACAAGGGCUCACGAGCUUGGCAAGUGAGGGCGAGGCACAAAAUGGUAAUUUUGCUGAGGGCUUAUACAUUUCAGACCAUCAGGCCAUGAGCGAUGCCGGGUGAUUACACUGAGUAUGAUGAAGUAUUGUUUCUUCUUUAUGGGGGUUGAGAGUGUUUUAUAAUUCUAUGGAGUAUGGGAAAUUAUGGUCUUUUGGGGUCAUGACCGCCCGAUGAUAUGAUGGAUGGCAACAGAGAGAGUGGGACGCGCCGUUGGUGUCUUGUCCUGUUCUAGUGGUUCUCGCCCUCCAUUGCCAACCACCAUUUCAUUGUAUUAACAUAUUUCACUGGGGGAUAAGGAUUUUCCGCAAUCCUUUGGACUAUAGUAUAAUUUCCCUUUAUUUCUUUUAACAGCUAUUUGCUUCUCCUUUUGUUUUUCCUUUUCGUAAUGUGGACUUUCACCUAUGCAAGCUUGGGUUACAAAAUGUUAGCUUGGGUUACAAAAUGCUAGGUUGGAUGCUAAUAUAGAUAUAAAGAGUCUACCUGCAUUGUGGUUUGACAAGCAAAGCAGGGGCUGGCUCAAUGCAGGUUCUCCCUUGUUUUUGUUUCAGGUUUCA